Molecule: messenger RNA, 3618 nt
Organism: Hirundo rustica (Barn swallow)
Lineage: Eukaryota; Metazoa; Chordata; Aves; Passeriformes; Hirundinidae
Gene: ARHGAP10
Product: Rho GTPase activating protein 10
Exons: 23
Coding region: 64-2403 (779 amino acids)
Biological process (GO): signal transduction
Cellular component (GO): cytoplasm
Molecular function (GO): protein binding; GTPase activator activity
Source: RefSeq, a predicted model, not a curated record
GAGGGCGGCGGUGCUGCGGUUCGCGGGGAGCCGAGCCCCGGCGCGGCGGCGGCUGUGGCAGCCAUGGGGCUGCAGCCCCUGGAGUUCAGCGACUGCUACCUGGACAGCCCCUGGUUCAGGGAGCGGGUGAGAGCCCACGAGGCCGAGCUGGAGAAGACCAAUAAGUUUAUCAAGGAGUUGCUGAAGGAUGGGAAGAACCUGAUCGCCGCGACCAAGAACCUUUCAGCAGCCCAGAGAAAAUUUGCCCAUUCUCUGAGAGACUUUAAAUUUGAAUUCAUUGGUGAUGCAGAGACUGAUGAUGAAAGAUACAUAGAUGCAUCACUCCACGAGUUUUCAAACUUUUUAAAGAAUCUUGAAGAACAAAGAGAAAUUUUGGCACUCAGUGUUACUGAAACUCUGAUCAAACCUUUGGAAAGAUUUAGGAAAGAGCAGCUAGGAGCUGUAAAGGAGGAAAAGAAGAAGUUUGAUAAGGAGACAGAGAAGAACUACAGUUUGUUAGAAAAGCAUUUGAAUUUAUCAGCUAAGAAGAAAGAGCUACAAUUGCAAGAGGCAGAUAACCAGGUGGAGCAGAACAGGAAACACUUCUACGAGCUGUCCCUUGAGUACGUGUGCAAGUUGCAAGAGAUACAGGAGCGGAAGAAAUUUGAGUGUGUGGAGCCUGUGCUAUCAUUUUUUCAGGGUUUGUUCACUUUCUAUCACCAGGGAUAUGAACUUGCUAAAGACUUCAAUCAUUACAAAAUGGCCCUGCAGAUAAAUAUACAAAAUACACGAAAUCGCUUUGAAGGAACAAGGUCAGAGGUAGAGGAGCUCAUGAACAAGAUCAGAAGAAAUCCUCAGGAACAUAAAAGAGCAAAUCACUUCACGAUGGAAGGCUACCUCUAUGUACAGGAAAAAAGACCUGCUCCCUUUGGUUCCAGUUGGGUGAAGCACUAUUGCAUGUACAGGAAAGAGACAAAGAAGUUCUCCAUGAUCCCAUUUGAACACAGAUCAGGAGGGAAAGUUGGUGAUGCGGAACUCUUUGUCCUUACGUAUUGUACCAAAAGAAAUACAGAUACAAUAGACAGGCGAUUCUGUUUUGACUUGGAAGCUUCAGACAGGCCUGGAGUUCCUGUGACCAUGCAGGCAUUUUCUGAGGAAGACAGGAAGCUGUGGAUGGAAGCCUUGGAUGGAAAAGAGGCUCUGCUCAUCAACUUGAAUAAAGCGAAUGCAAAACGAGAGGGAAGUGCACAGUUGGAUAAGAUAGGGUUCACCAUCAUCAAAAAGUGCAUCAGUGCUGUUGAAACACGAGGUAUAAAUGACCAAGGACUGUACAGAGUUGUGGGGGUGAGUUCAAAGGUCCAGAGACUUCUGAGUUUGUUGAUGGAUUCAAAAACCUGCAAUGAAGUUGACCUGGAAAACUCUGUGGAUUGGGAAGUGAAGACAAUUACUAGUGCUAUGAAGCAGUAUCUGCGAAGCCUUCCAGAGCCACUGAUGACAUAUGAGUUGCAUGGAGAAUUCAUCGUUCCUGCCAAAAGUGGGAGUCCUGAAUCUCGAGUCAAUGCUGUUCACUUCCUGGUCCACAAACUCCCAGAGAAGAACAAAGAGAUGCUGGAAAUUUUGGUGAAGCAUUUAGCGAAUGUUUCAAAGCAUGCCAAGAGGAAUCUAAUGACUGUGGCAAACCUAGGGGUAGUAUUUGGACCAACCUUAAUGAGGCCACAGGAAGAAACCGUAGCAGCCAUCAUGGACCUGAAGUUUCAGAAUAUUGUCGUUGAAAUCCUGAUAGAAAAUCACGAGAAGAUUUUCAAAACCCUGCCUGAUGCUACUUUCCCUGAGCCAAUCUCUAUGUCAGUGUCUCCUCCAAAUGCCCCACCAAGGCAGUCAAGAAGACAGGGACAGCGUAUUAAGAGGCCUCUGGCUGUUUACAAUCUCUGCCUGGAGUUGGAUGAUGGUGACAGUCACAGCUCUCCCAGAGAAGACACCCCAACUGGGAGCAUGGAUUCUCUUUCUUCCCAGUCUCCAACACCUGCCUUCUCCAGCAGCCCCCCUGGGCUCUUGGAUGGAAAUCACCUUAUCACGGACAGCGGAGAUCUUGCAGGCUGGACAGCAAAUCUUCCUGCCCAGAGCCGCCCGUCGAUGGUCUCAUGGAUGAAUAUGCCAUCUUCUAACCCGGCUGCCCCAAAUACUGCACUACCCACUUUCUUCUUCCCCAGCCCUGCCGCUGGCACUGACAGAGCAGUGGAAAGUGUUGCCCACCGAAAAGCAAGAGCAGUUUAUCCAUGUGAAGCAGAACACAGCUCUGAAUUGUCAUUUCAGAUAGGAGCAAUAUUUGAAGAUGUGCAAUUUUCCAGAGAGCCAGGAUGGCUAGAAGGCACAUUAAAUGGCAAGAGAGGACUUAUUCCACAAAAUUAUGUUCAGUUUUUAUAGCUUUGUGCAUUGAACGCCAAGAAGGUGUACAUGGUAUCCAUGGAUUUUUGUUCUAGUCACUUGUCUCUACUUUUGUGACUGCUUUUAAUCAGUGAAGAGCUGGACUAUGGACUGAAGAUUUUAAACUGUAUAAAGAUAUUAAGUGUUGCCAAAUCUGAAUUACAGAAAAAAAAAGAUUCUUCGAGGGUUGGAAUGGGUGGGGGGAGCAAGAAAGAGGGAUGGAGGGAUAGGUUAAUUUUUUAAUAGGGUGCUUGUUUUUCAGCUGUAAAGAGCAGUAGUAGUAUGUUUGUUUGCAAGACAAAUAGCUUUUGAAGUCAAGUACUUGGUUGAUCUGUGACUCAACUUAGUGUCCUGGAGAUUAUGCUUUGAUAACCAGCAUUUUUAACAAAAUGUGGGGGUGGAGAGGCCCUGGUAUAGGUUGCCCAGAGAAGCUGUGGCUGCCCCAUCCCUGGAAGUGUUCAAGGACACUUGGGUGUUGGAUGGGGCUCUGAGCGACCUGAUCCCAUGGCAGGGGAUUGGAACUAAAUGAUAUUUAAAGUCCCUCCCUACCCAAACCAUUCUAUGAUCAUUUUAGGUUUGGAAGAUACUGAUGGUUAAGAAAAGCUAUCAUGCUGACAAAUUAUAUUUCAGAAUGGAAUAGCCAGUGCAGAACAGACAUCAGUAAGUAAAAAUAAUAGUUAUCAAGACAUGACAUUUUUCAAAUGUCUUCAAAGAGCACAUUCGUUUAUGUUGCGUGUAUGAUUUCAUUUAUCUUAUAAAGAUAAGACACAUGAACUUUUAUUACAGGCUCCUAUAUGUCAUGGUUCCUUUGCUACUCAGAAAUAUCACGGUAAAUGAAAUAAAACGUUAUUUGUUAUUUGACUUGUCAUUCCUAUGUUGCACAGUAUUUUGCUCUGGUUCUGGAAGUUGUGGCAUGAAAUAGUUAUUGGCAGCUCUGUGCAGUCAGCCUCCUUUUGGAGUUAGGCUCCAAAAGGGAUGGGGAGCUUUCCUCACACAAAAUAGGCAACUCUGGAAGUUCAAGCCAAAAGGGAAAAGAGAAUCUCUGGCCACAGAGAUUUUUUUACAUCCUGGAGAAUUCCUGCAUUUAUCUGUUGUCUGUUCUAGCUGCUUGUUCACCUUGCCUGUCUUCCUUCCCUGUAAUUGUCAACUUCAGGGUGUUACUGAUGCUUCAAAAUUUGUAGAACUUUUAAAAAGUUACAUGCAGUUUAUCACUAA